Molecule: messenger RNA, 1026 nt
Organism: Mycotypha africana
Lineage: Eukaryota; Fungi; Mucoromycota; Mucoromycetes; Mucorales; Mycotyphaceae
Exons: 1
Coding region: 1-1026 (341 amino acids)
Source: RefSeq, a predicted model, not a curated record
AUGGUCGACUAUUCAUAUGAGAAAUAUACAGACAAUCUUUUAAAUCGCGUCUUCAGCAAUAUACCAACAACAGCAGUAAAAACAGAGAGUGACGACGAAAGAGAAAAUAUACUACAAAAAAUUCAGCUGCAACAGGAGUCUUUGGAAAAGAAAUUGUCGGAACUGCUUGUGGCGAACAACAGCAACAACCAUGCGCAUAGUAAGAUUCAAAGGGUGCCAGUGAAAUCAAGGCCAACAGAGCAGGAAGACGAAGAUGAGGCGCAUCACCAGAAGAGGGGAAAAACGAAAGAUGAAAGUGCUGCCUCUCAGGCGGUGCUUGAGAAAGCGCAAGCAGAGCAAGCAGAGAUCAAUGAAUUACAGAAAAGAAAAAGUCUCUUUUCUCGUAGAAAAAAGAGUAUCAAAUCACCUUCCCCUGACGACAGCACAUCUUCAUCAUCUUUUUGGAAGCCAAGAGAGCAACGACCGAAAGGCUGGUGGAAAGGAAAUACAAAUAGAAACGACAUCCAUCAACAGCAGCAGCCGCAGCAAAGUGCUGUUAAUACAGCCGUAGCAAAUACAACUGCCAACAAAAGCAUGAAACCGUCCACUUCUAUUAAAAAAAGAUCGGUUGCUAAACCUAAGAGGCCCAUGGCCUUCAAAUCGCCACAACAACGACAAAAGAAGAAUCGCUCAAUAAAAAAGAAGCAGCAGCAACCAACUUCUUAUUACGCAAAUCAUGCGAAUAACGGUGGCGAUGGUGCUACUCGUCAUUAUGCUCUACCGUUUACCUCUCCCGUAUGUUAUCCACAAGCAUCGACUAUGAUGCCUUCACAACAACCCUUACAACAAUAUCCUUAUAUGAUGCCUAUCACAACCCCGUCACCAAACUAUUAUAUGAUGCCUCCUAAUAUGUUGAUGGGACAAACAUCACCACGUCACUAUCAAAGCAGCACAUUCACCCAGCAGCAGCAGCAGCAACAUAAUAACAAAAACACAACUAUCUAUAAUCCUCGGGAAUCCUCAAACGAUCGUUGCUUGAUUAUGUGA